This is a messenger RNA of Xenia sp. Carnegie-2017, 3568 nucleotides long. RefSeq names its product serine/arginine repetitive matrix protein 2-like. The record is from RefSeq and is a predicted model, not a curated record. The transcript is spliced from 16 exons. The coding region runs from base 142 to 3429 and encodes 1095 amino acids. NCBI's taxonomy places the organism in Eukaryota, Metazoa, Cnidaria, Anthozoa, Malacalcyonacea, Xeniidae.
GGAAGGCUAACAAGGACGACAUGUUGAUAGUUUAAACGAAGACUUUCAUGCCAUUUUGAUAUCUUUACUAAAAUAUGUAAAUCUUCUUGAUUAUUUGUCUUCUACGCGACUGAAAUACAAGGAUAGUAAGGUUAAGGAACAAUGUACAACAAUAUCGGUCUUCAAACAGCUCGAGGGUCGGGAACAAAUGGUUACGUUACACGAAAUUUGUCAUUCGUGGCAAACGCGAAGGAACGAGUGAGCUAUAAGCCUGAUGUAGAUAUGGCAGCGUUUGAGCAGACGAUGACAAAAAAGCCGAACAAAGAGAUUCUAGAGCACGAACGAAAGCGGUUGAUUGAAGUAGAAUGCACAAAAUUACAAGAUACUUUGGAAGAACAAGGUUUUUCACAGAUUGAGAUUGAUAAUGAAGUAGCAAAACUUCGUGACAAAUUAAUGGAUGAAGGAGGCUUUAAUGAAGAGAAGGAGACUAACAAAAGAAUUUUAACGGAAACCCAUCAGAUUGCCCAGGCUAAUGAGGAAAAAAAUGCCAAAUUUAAGGCAGCAUUUGGAAUCAAAGAUGAUUAUAAAGGUGGCUCUGCAUUCAAUCAAGAAUUACAAGAAAUGGAAAGAAUGAAAAAAAAAGAGGCGAAAGAAAAAGAAUCUCGCAAACAAGAGUCAAGAUAUAUUCUACUGAGCAACUCAGCUCAACAAGUUGAGGUGAUUAUUGGAGCAAUAGUUAUAAGGCAACAGUGUAAUAAUCUAGUCCUUUGUUUCUUGGCAUUAUUUAUUAUAACUAAAGUAAGUAGAUCAAAAAAAUCAAAGAAACGCAAGGCAGAGAGAAGCAUAUCCAAGUCAGAUGACUCAAGUGCAUCUGAAAGCGAUCGUGGCAAGAGGAAAAGGAAAAGAGCAAAAGAGAAACGCAGUAAAAGAGAUCGUUCUAGCAGUCAUGAUCGAGGACGCUCGUCUUCAGCUUCACCUGAUGGAAAGACAAGAAGUAAAAAGGAAAACUACUCGGAUGAGAAAGACAAUGAAAAUGGCAAAGGUUCUGAGAAAGACGAGAAAGAAAAGAAAGCUGACAAGGAAGAAAGGAGAAAGAAGAAACAUGAAAAGAAGAAAGAUGAAAAACAAUCUAAUAUGCCCACAAUGGCGGCCAAGAUUGAUGUAGGUCAAGCAAAGAAACUGAAACCAGAGGAUCAAAUCCACCUGGCCAUGAUAGCUGAUUAUCAACGCAAGCGUCGUCUUUCCCAGAAACCCAAGACACGAAGUAGCUCGUCUUCUUCGUCCACUGAUGAUGAAAAAGUUCAGAAAGGAGAUUUGGAUGAUGAAAAACAGCAUCGUUCUCAUCCAGGGUCUCCACCAAUGACCCGUUCACCUCAACGUAUAGAACGUUCUCCUCGACAUAAGGAGCGUUCGCCACAACGCAGGGAGCGUUCACCUCAACGUAUAGAACGUUCUCCUCAACACAAGGAGCGUUCACCACAACGCAGGGAGCGUUCACUUCAACGUAAGGAGCGUUCACCACAACGUAGAGAGCGUUCUCCACAACGUAGAGAGCGUUCUCCACAACGUAGAGAGCGUUCGCCACAACGCAGGGAGCGUUCACCACAACGCAGGGAGCGUUCACCGCAAAAUCGUGGACAAAGCUCGUCUUCUGAAUCUGAUCAAAAAUCAAAAACUCGUCGCAAAUCGGAUGCCAACGACAAUCGACAAUCUCCUUCAUCUAAAUCACCAAGUCCGGAAAUGAAAGUGUCGAAGACUUUAUUACACUUUAUUUCGCCCCAGUCCCUGAAAACACAAUCAAUGACUCCUCCAGCUGGAAAACACCGAUCUAAACGUUCUAGUACGCGGUCACCCAGUCUCACACGUAGAGUUAAUAAGCCUAUCCCACGAAGACACAGAAAUACACCUCCUAAACAAGAACCGAAAGGGAGUUCUCGUGAAAACCGCAAGAGACGUAGUCUAUCUGACUCUAUUAGCCCUACCCGGAAAGGACAGUCGUCCAGAUCUAGAGGCCCAGAUCCUAGGAACACAAGAGAUGUAAAAGAUAGUGGCGCCAGUUCAAGUAGAUCUCCCAGCCCAUCAAGAUCUAAAGCUCGAUCCGGCAGGACAGCAAACAAAAGACGCGAAAGUUCAUCACGUUCAGGUAGUCGUUCAAUUGACAGACGCCAAAGUCCACAGCGGUCACCAAGUUCCCGACGUUCUGCAAGUCCAAUCAGACAGCGGAAGCUCAGCUUACAAAGAAGUUCAGCUCGAAGGCGUCAUGAUUCUUCCCAUAGUCGAUCUGUUAGUCCUCAGGUAAGGCGCAGUCGCUCAAGCCCACAGCAGAGUCCAUCUCGAAGGAAACAAUUUAGUCCCCGCGGUCGUCGUUCUAAAGAUGACAGAGGCAGAAAAGACAGUAAAGAGAGAAGAAGACGUCCACGUAGUGUGUCCAGAUCGCAAAGUCCCCCUCCUGGAAGAUCUAGGGAACGUCGUCCCGUUAGUCCCAGACGCUCCAGGCCCACGUCAACUGGGCGUGUCCAACGAAGAAAUGUGUCACGUUCAAAGAGCUGCACACCACCACAUUCCAAACGCUCGGUUAGUCCUGAAACAACAACACGUGAGGAGAGAAAGCAGAGACCAUCUCCAUCAAGGUCUCCUCAACCUGAUGACACCAGAUACAGUCCUUCUCAAGCUGUUUCUAGUCCUCCACCGCCAAAAUCGGAAGAACCUGUUGUCGAGGAAGAAGAGGAGGAUAAUGGACAGCCGAAGGGGAAAUGGAAGCCUCUUGCUUCAUUUGUUCCAAGUCCUGCAAAACAAGGCAGCAACUUGAAGUCGAGGGCUUCUCGUAGCGUGUCUCAGUCACCAAAAAGACGCUCGCAAACACUUUCCCCUCCACCCAAAAAGAAAGGGCCGCGUACUCCAUCAGAUUCACCUGCCUCUCGAAAACGUAAAAGGCAGAGUCCCAUUUCCCACAAAGGAGAAACCCUUUCGUCACGUGAUCAAUCUGUAAGUCCUGCUAGGAGACGUCGUAAAGAACGCCGUACCCCAUCACCUAGUUUAAGAAAUAAGUCUGGUUCUAAACAUAGAAAACCUCAGAGUCCUUCAACAAGCCCGCCAUCACAACGGGAAGUGCCUGGCAGCCCAUCUCAGUCACCCCCUCCUCGACAACGGACGUCUAGUCCUUCUCCAAGUCGCCAAAGAAAACGGUCACCAACCAAGUCUCCCUCACCCCGAAGGAAACCUCGAAGUGGUUCACCCACACAAAAGCGAAGAUCAAGUACCCCGCCUUCACGAAAUUCACCGAGAAAACAGCGAUCUACAUCUUCCAAUACUGGUCGAAAAGUCGAUCGCUCGUCGUCCUCAAGUUCUUCAAGUUCGAUCAAGUUGGCCCAAAGUCGUUCGCCAAGUCCCCUAAGAAACCUCAGAGGUCGCGUGCUAAGCAACCAAGCCCUAGUCAAACACGUUCUUUAAGUUCUAAACGCACUUCCAAGAACCUUGCAUCACCUAAACGUUCCCUUGAAAUUCCCAGUAGUAAAUCGCAGAAAAAGAUAAAGUCGAAAGCAGAAAAGAUAAAGACGCCUGUCCAGGAGAAAAUGAAAUCAAGAACAAA